AUGACGCGGAUGGCCAGGAUGGACUCCUGUGAAUUCUGGCUGACCCAUGAUGAGGAGUGGUUUGAGCGUGUACUCUGGAGUGACGAAACGUGGUUUGUUCUGCAUCCGUCUCCAAACAAGAAGAACACCGUGUGCUGGUUGCCAGAGAAUCCGAACAAGCUCGUGCCAUGCAAGAAGGCCCAGGGGCAGAAGGUGAUGGCGUGGGUGGGCGUGGUGGAAUGGAAGUGCCUGCCAGUUCACUGGUUCACUGGCUCCGUCAACAGCGACGCGUACCUGGAGAUGCUGCAGACGGUGGUGUGGCCUGCGGUGAGGGCUCGGGCGACAUGCCACAGGUACUGGUUCCAGCAGGACGGCGCGCCGCCGCACGUCACUGCUCCCGUGAUGGACUUCCUCCACUCGAAGUUCGGCGGCCGCGUCAUCUCCCGGAACAGUGAACACCGAUGGCCGCCGUACAGUCCCGACCUGUCUUGUCUGGACUUUUGUUUCUGGUCAUUGGUGACGGCUCAGAUCGUGCACAGCGAGCCCCAAACGCUGGAACAGCUGAAGGAACUGGUUGAGGACUUCGCCCGCAAUAUGGACGAUGAGCAGCUGCGAAAGAUGGCGGGCGCCGUGCUGCUACAGGUUCAGGGUGGCGUGGAGAAAGUGAUCGCGUAUGGGAGUCAGAAGCUGUCAAAAUCGCAGAUGAAUUACGGUACCACUCAGAAAGAACUGCUAGCGGUAGUGAUCUUCGUGCAAAAGUUUUCUGCGUACCUGGAAG
This is a messenger RNA of Amphibalanus amphitrite, 757 nucleotides long. RefSeq lists its product as uncharacterized. The annotation marks the transcript as partial. NCBI's taxonomy places the organism in Eukaryota, Metazoa, Arthropoda, Thecostraca, Balanomorpha, Balanidae. Gene Ontology annotation, molecular function: nucleic acid binding. The transcript has 2 exons. The record is from RefSeq and is a predicted model, not a curated record.